UAGUAAUAUUAAUAAGCAUCUCCUCGGUUUCUCUCUCUUUGAAGCGACAGGAGAAAUGGGAAGACAGUGGCGUUGCUGUCUGUUCGUGAUCUUAUUUCAUGUUCUUGUUGUUUCCGGUUCUGUCGUGAAGCAUCUCCCUGGCUUCGAUGGCCCUCUUCCUUUCGAGCUCGAGACCGGGUACGUGGGUGUUGGCGAAUCUGAUGAUGUUCAGCUCUUCUACUACUUUAUCAAAUCCGAGAGGAACCCACAAGACGAUCCUCUCAUGAUUUGGUUAACCGGUGGGCCAGCCUGCAGCUCCAUCUGUGGCAUGCUCUUCGAAAAUGGUCCUCUAGCUUUCAAGGGUGAAGAGUACAAUGGGAGUGUGCCCACAUUGGUGAAAACCUCCUUUUCAUGGACUAAGGUCGCGAGCAUAAUAUAUUUGGACUCGCCCGCCGGCUCGGGGUAUUCCUACGCGAGAACUACGCGGGCAUUUGAGUCGAGCGACACGAAACAAAUGCGCCAAAUCGACCAAUUUCUUAGGAAGUGGCUGACGGAUCACCUGGAAUUCGUCUCGAAUCCGUUUUACGUCGGCGGAGAUUCGUACUCUGGUAAGGUCGUUCCAGGAGUUGUUCAACAGAUUUCGCGCGGAAAUGGAAAAGGCAUUACACCUCUCAUAAAUCUCCAGGGUUAUCUGCUCGGAAACCCGCUGACAGAUGAUAAUUUUGAUUAUAAUCACCGAAUCCCGUUUGCUCACGGGAUGGGACUUAUUUCCGACGAACUCUACGAGUCGCUUCAAAGAAGUUGCGGAAACGACUACUUCAACAUGCACCCGAGCAAUGCGGAAUGCUUGAAUGGUCUACGAGCUUAUGACACGUGUGUUUCGGAUAUAUACACGGAGCAAAUUUUAUUACCAAAUUGUGAAGUAGAUUAUGUCAUGCCGACCCGACCCGACGGAAGAAGAGAAUUGAAGGAGUCUCGGGCCAACGAGUCGUCCCUCCCACCCCCGAGCUGCUUUACCUACCGAUAUUUCCUGUCCGCAUUCUGGGCAAACGACGAAAACGUACGGAGAGCACUUCAUGUGAAGAAGGGUAUCGGAAAAUGGAAGCGUUGCAAUACCGUGAACAUUCCGUAUACGUACGACGUUGCCAGCUCCGUCCCGUACCAUCUGAACAACAGUCGUCAAGGCUUCCGGUCUCUGAUCUACAGUGGUGAUCAUGAUCUCAUGGUACCGUUCAUGGCGACGGAAGCAUGGAUAAGAGAUCUGAACUUUCCCAUUGUUGAUCGUUGGAGGCCUUGGAUGAUCAAUGAUCAGAUCGCAGGGUAUACGAGGACUUACUCGAACAAGAUGACGUUUGCCACCAUCAAAGGAGGAGGGCAUACAGCGGAUUACAGGCCUGAUGAAUGCGGCGUUAUGUUCAAGAGAUGGAUUGAUGGAGAAUUCUUGUGAGAAUCUCGACCCUAAAACUGUUGUCUUUUUGGUUUUCAGUUCAUCAGAGACUUCAGUUCCACUGGAAGUCAAGUGUGUUUGGUCGGAAGAAUCUCAUCCAAAACCCUUUUGUGACAAAAAAUAAGAAUAAAAUUUUGCUUUUACUGCAAAUUGCUGUAAAAUCGAACUCUCUCCUCUGCUAUGGAAUCUGUCCACCAGUGAGCUGUUGUCAUGCCCAUUGGCGAGUGUUGCAUCCAGAGGGGACUCCUACUACUGGUCGGAGGUCCACUCGAAUUCCUCUUUACCACCAGACUUUGCCCCCUCGGGUCCCUUGGCACAAGGUUAUUUGGUUCACUCACUCGGUCCCGAAGCACUCCUUCUUGACUUGACUCGCAGCGAGGAACAGAUUACCCACGAGAGAUCACCUUUUCUCGUGUGGGCUAAAUGCAUCUGCUUCACGCCCGCUAUGCGACUCCGCCGCUGAAACACGACAUCAUCUGUUUCUUCGAUGUCCCUGGUCAGCUGUGAUACGGCCGUGCGCCUUCUCCGGUUUGCUGGUUGAUCACUUCCGACGCUCUCAAUGGUUCUCGGAUCAUCUGGUGUGGCUGAAAACUUGCUCUGGUAAUCGAACAGCUCAAACAGAUUAUACAGGUUCCCUUUUUUCAUAUUGUAAAUAAUAUCGUGUGCGUAUAUUGAAUCACACUACGUUGUAUUCAAAACAGAUCUGAGGAAUAAGGAAUUCCUAGCAUUAACA
Tarenaya hassleriana is the source of this 2159-nucleotide messenger RNA. RefSeq names its product serine carboxypeptidase-like 19. Bases 56 to 1426 code for a protein of 456 amino acids. The record is from RefSeq and is a predicted model, not a curated record. Gene Ontology annotation, biological process: secondary metabolic process; proteolysis. The transcript has 14 exons. NCBI's taxonomy places the organism in Eukaryota, Viridiplantae, Streptophyta, Magnoliopsida, Brassicales, Cleomaceae. Gene Ontology annotation, molecular function: serine-type carboxypeptidase activity; acyltransferase activity, transferring groups other than amino-acyl groups.